This is a messenger RNA of Gaeumannomyces tritici R3-111a-1, 375 nucleotides long. RefSeq lists its product as hypothetical. Bases 1 to 375 code for a protein of 124 amino acids. The transcript has 3 exons. The record is from RefSeq and is a predicted model, not a curated record. Lineage: Eukaryota; Fungi; Ascomycota; Sordariomycetes; Magnaporthales; Magnaporthaceae.
AUGUCCGGGAGGAAGGAGCGAGGCACGGGGGCCACCUCGCCCUCGUUUGAUAUUGAAAUCAGACCCUCGUUAGACGACAAGUCACCUGUGUUUAUGUAUGGGGCCCCCAGCAAUGUCAGCGCUCUUCCUACUGCUCAUAGGCGUGCCCUCGGCGUCCUGGCCGCCGCUGGCCGGCACGAGCUGCGGCCCGGCGCGGUACCCCGUCUCGCUCUCGACCAGCGGCAAGCGUUUGCGCGACGCGAGGGGCACGGCUAUCCGGCCUUGCUCCGGCCAAUUGACAAUGGCCAAUACGUGUUUGUCGAAGCGUGCUGGGUGACCGGGCUGGCAUUUGGGGAGGCCAAGGAGAUGACCCCCGAGGUCAUCGAGGUGGCGUAG